Ambispora leptoticha is the source of this 14013-nucleotide messenger RNA. The record is from the annotation of a GenBank genome assembly. Lineage: Eukaryota; Fungi; Glomeromycota; Glomeromycetes; Archaeosporales; Ambisporaceae.
AUGGGAGAAAAUUUAGAUUCGAAUAAUAUAGGGGUUACAGAAAGUUCCCUAAAUGAUUUGUUCAAUUCGAUUUCACUUAAUGAAGCCGUUCCCUCCUCAACUUCAACAAAUGACGUAAAAACGACUGGCUUGAAUAACGAAGAUAUAGCCGCACAACCAGAGACAACAUCAAAAGUUACAUCAGCGGCGGAGCUUGAUGAAACUAACAUAAAAGCACAAAGCAUAGAUAUAAACAACACAAUUUCUUCGUCCAACAUCGCAAGUGUUGACAAUCAAUCAAAACAGGUAAAAAUCAAGAAACGAGAGAAUAGUCUUAGUUCAAAGGCCACCAUACGAAGGUGGACAAGCGUUAAACGUGCGUUUAGCCUGCGAAAAAAAUCUGGAAAGGAAAACGUUAAUGAGAAUAAUGACCAAUCGAAUGAUUUUACAACAAACGAAGAAGAUAAAAACAUUCAGGAAAAGGCAGACGAUGAAAAUAGCAAAAUAUCAGAUAAAUCCAAAGGCAAGAAGAAAAUGAUCUAUAAUAAUUCUCAGAUUGAUACCGGUAAUGACGUAAUGAUUGCCGAGCAAACAGACCAGACGUUAGACAUCGAGGCAGUCACACCCGAAAAUAUGGUGACCACCUGCUUUCACGUAAUGAUGCCGAAAGGUUUGCAUAAAAAAUCUGUGUUUGUCAUCGGUAAUGUUCAGUUUCUGGGGUCAGGAAAAUACGGCAUCGUACAGCUUAAACGACACAAUAAAAAUCCAAUGCAUUGGUAUUCUGAUCCCAUCAGUAUGCCAAUUUCGAUUUUACAAAAUGAAUCGGUCCUCUAUGGGUAUUAUAUUUAUAAGAAGAGCGAGAAUGAUUUCGCAAAAUUCUUUAGACAAUUAACUAGCAAAGAACCGUCUGAAAAUGUGGUUCCUGAACUCAAUGUAGGCGACUGGCAUCCCGACGGCAUUGAUCGUGAAUUAAUCCUCAAGGAAAACCAAUACGACAUAUGGAACCCUACUGAAAAGUAUCCUAGAAAUUUGAAAGAUUUGCGGGAAAACUAUCCCUAUUUCUCUCUUAUCUAUCAAUCGGUAUCGAAAAAAAAUCUAAAAGAAAAGAUCAUAGAAUAUCGAAAUUUUAGCAAAAGUCAUUCGGAUGUAUUGGAUCAUGAAAUGAUAGAACGGUUUAUCUUCAGAUGUUUUGAUGUCCCAAACACCGUUGAGCAAAAAAUUUUUUUAUGCGUACUAUUGAGUCACGCGAUAGAUGAGAGAAUUCAUAUGCCACUUCUUCCGGAAAAGUUUCCUUCUCUUGAAGUGUUACAUGCUUUUAAAGAUGUUGAUAAGGAUGAUUUGUCUCGGGAAGUCAUUGAAAUUCUGUCACCUGCUAUCUGCGCGUUAGUACUGCAUAUCUCAACCUAUUCUACAAAAUUCGAAUGGAUGAGGACCUUUGAAAUCGCACCUUUUGUCGAUCCAAAGUAUACUUUCCUCAAGCAUGUUAAAGUUCCUGCGUAUACAAAGGAAAAUGCGUCAAAUUUUCUGGAUUCCCUCAAGAAAUUUGUCAAGCCAUGUAUAGAUAACAUUAUGUACAAUAAUAAUUACAUAAAAGUUUGUAAGCAUCUUAUCACCUUCUGCCGAGAUCUCAAUGCGUUUAUAUUUAUGUGGCAAACCAUUUUUCGUCCUGACACGAAUACAGAUGAAGAGCUUCAUCAAUAUUCGCUUGAUUGCCUAAGUCAAUUUAUAAUAAAUGAUAAUGCGAAAGAGUUAGAAAAGCAUCUUAACGAGAUACCUGUUGAUUUUGGCAUCGAUUUUGUCCCGAGAUUUAGAGAUAGAAUUUUUACUUUAUUGGGUACCUCUGGAGUUACUUGGGGUAAAGAUAACGUCGAUUCAAUGCUCAGAUUACUCAAUAACGCUAGAUUAAAUUGGCAAAAAGAUUCUGCUUUGCAAGUUCUCAAUAAUAUUUCCAUUUCAAAAUAUCUGGAACUGUUACGAGUUUUCCCAGUUCAACUGGUAAAUUUUCUCAAAGAGGAAUACAUGGAUGUCGGUUCUGAUGAUAAGAAGUUCGGCAAAAUUUGCAUUCAAUGGUUUGAGAGGAUAUUAGCUUACAAAAUGGAGGCGCAACAUGCAUCUAAGCGUAUUGAGGAAAACUUUGCAUGCACAACUUUCCAUUAUCUUUCGAUAAUAUAUUCUAUUAUGGCCAAAUACAAUAUUACAUACGACGAGCUCUUUAAAAUUGCUGAGAAAGCUCUCAAGGUUCUUUCUGAUGAUGUAAUUUUUGAUGCCACUAUCAAUAUUGGGAAUUUCGAACAAGUAGAACUUAUCGAGAUCUUUGGUCGUGUAUUAAAAAGAAGAUUCGGUUCUGAUGUCAAGAACAGCGAUAACCAACUACUAGGUAAAAUAAUGAAAAUAUGCAACUCUAGUGGACAGCAAUUGCAUAUUCCGAACAAACUCUGUGAAGAUACUGUCUUCUAUAUAUUAACAAGGUUACAAGAAAAUUCAUUGAAUGUAGAAAUGGAUGUUAUCGACGAUAAUUUUCAUAAGUCAUUGCUUGCCUCAUCGAAUUUUUGGGUUUGCAUCUUAAAGGCUACCGGUUUUGUUGAAGAACUUCAUAGUCGGCACACGCACGUGAUACUAGUUCGUCAAGCUAUAAUUCAGUUAGCCAAAAAACUGCUUGACAAAUCCAUAGAAAUAAAUAUGUUAAAAGACAUCUUUGAUUAUAAUGACAAUGUAUUAUUAGCCUACUUCGCGACGAUUGACGAAUCAUCAAACCUCAGCAUUAACAAGAUGUUUCUUAAGUAUCUUCGAGAUAGUUAUGCAACGUAUAUGAACAAGUUAAAUCAACUCGACGUUUUCUACAAGCGAUUUUGUACCAAAGCCACCGAUGUAAAGGAAUACCUAUCUGAUCUAACAAUAAAACAAAAUAUGCGGGAGAGGGUUACUAUUGGAAACACAUUCCAAGAAACUUUCUGGAAAUUUCAUCAACCGAUUAUCAAGAUAGCGCAACAUGCAUAUAUAUACGCCAAAUCUCAGACAUUCGGAAAUGUUUUUGAAAAAUGUUUAGAGGAAAAUGAAGUGACUUUGACGGUCGAGUUGGUUGCCAUAAAGUAUAUGCGUGCGACCUUUUCAGAGUAUGAUAAUUUGCGAGCCAAGUAUAAAGACUGGGCAACGCUCGAAUGUUUUAAGAUCAGUUCAUUUUGGAAGGAUGUCGAACUUAAAAAUAUCAAUAAUGAACUUGAAUUGAUGUCACGGGAUACGAAUUGGCGCCCGAAAGAUAACUUGAGAAAAGCGGUGGGCUAUCUCGCUCAUAUUAAAUCUUGGGGAGAACGACUUGAGUAUUUGGAAAAAGCUUUGAGAGUUUUUAGAGUGCGGGAUGUGUCAGAAAGUUGGGUGGCCAACGUGCGCAACAGGUUACUUAAAGAAUCUUUAACACUUUUGGAAUUAUUUAAAGCAUUCAAUGACAUAGACAAAUAUAUUCAUGAUUUUGAUGACAACUGCUGGGAGAUGAUAGAAGCGUUGUCUUACGCUGGGGAUUUAAUUUCUUGGCUUCAGACAAUAGUUAAGAACGACCUAAGAAAUUUAAUCAAUGGAGUAGACGAGAAACGUGAUGUUCAAGAAGAAACUGUCGCCACAUUACUUGAAGUUAAGCAAUUUUUAGAUCCUUUUAUGAAUGACAUGAUAAAAUUUUCUAAGGAAGGAAAGGCGACGCCCACGAUAAUCACCAAGUUUAUGAAACAUGUACGUGACAUAAUUUCGAAGAAUAAUUCUUUGCCUGAGAAAGUUGCUCAUUGUUGUUCAAGUAGUCUCGCACUCCAGAAUAUAUAUUCUAGCAUACUGAAUAGGGGGGAAGCAAUUAAAGAAUGCAUCAGAGAUGCUGUGACUAAAGGUUCAUACAAAUUCUACCGUGACGAUGAACAUGAUAAAUGCGCGGUAAAUCUAUUUUAUAAAAACAAAUCCGGAAAAAUAAUUUCCUAUGAUCUUUCAGGCAUACAAGAUUUGCAAGGUCAGGCUCUCCUGAUCGCAAAGCAAGCGGCAUCGGCUUUUGUUUUACGCCUACCUGUUGAGAAUGGCAAUAGUCUAGAACAAGGGGCCGACGAACUGAUGGAAUUCGUACAGCAAGUGGACGCGGUACACCAGAUUCUAAAAUACGCUUCUCAAUUAAUGGAAUUGGGUCAUUUUAUGUAUAGAGAAUGGAGUAUGUCUGCGAGCUCCACAGGAAAUAUGAUGUCGAAGCUUGAAAAGCUUAAACAAGAUCUUCAUGAUUGGGAGAAAACCAUGAAACAAGCACAGGAAAAACAUUAUUAUUUAACAUUCUACACCGCAAGACAUAUUCAAACGUUUUACGAUUAUUUUAGUUGUAUGGGCGAAGCUGACUCCAAAAUCCGCGAAACAUGUGAAAUAUUGCUUCAAUUUGUAUGCAAGGGGGCAAAAUUACCACCAAACAAGGGUGAUAUAUGUAUUGAUACAGAUGAAAUAAAUUUUUAUUGGGUACUCUGCGAAAUAGGAAAAAAAUUACACGACAUCUUUAUGCAAAUAUCCAAGUAUCCUCGGCAAAUCAAAGCAAAACUAGAACCGAUUGUCUCUGAUGUAGUUUACCCGGGUAAAUUGUUUGUCGCUGCGUGCGCUGAUAGUUAUCGCGUACCGAACAUUAUUCUAUCUCUAUAUGCGAAUCACGGCUCAUAUCCUGAACCAUGGCAAUUGUUAAUGUGCAGAACUACUACAACUGCUGAGGAACUUACACUUUUCAUCAAAAGAUGUUUUCUUGCCGCGACAAAUGGAUACGAGAAACGCCUAUGUUGCAUCGCAGGUUUAGAGUUCCUUGAAUUCGAAUUACAGUAUAAAUUAGUCAAUGACAUACGUAAUUUUCAGGAAACCGAAACAGAUUAUCACUUGGCUUUGAUUUGUUGCCAAGAAAAUGGAAUUCAUCACCACAUUCUUGAUCGAUUUUCUGAAAGCGUGUGCAUCACGAACGGUCUUGGAGAAAAUACCAUGAAAAAUAUGUAUAUAGAACUCUGUUCCAACGUGUUUUGUGUCACCUCUGAGCUAUCCGGCCAAGGAAAGACGGAAUAUAUAAAGAAUGCCAGUAUGAAUGCUGGUUUGAUUUCACGAAGUUUAUUGAUAAGUGACAAUAUACAUUUUGAUAAGCUAGUUCAAAAGCUGAAAGAGUGCAAGCUCGAAUCUAUAGAGAGUAUGCACUUGAACAUUAUAUCUAUUGAUAAUCCUAAUGAUUGUAAUGUUUUUCUUUUCGAGCUUUUGACACUCGGAAUUGUCUCAAACAAAGCAGAUAUUGUUUGCCUCCCAAAGCAUGUGUUCAUUGAGAUUGCAUCGACAGAGAAUGAACGUCUAUUAAAUUCGAUUCCGAUCGCGCAAUACCUUAAAAGAGUGCACCUGAACUGGAACAUCAACAAUUUUAUUGUCUCUCGCGAAAUAAUGAGCCCGAUACAAAUAGUGUCUAAUUAUUUGGACGCGCACGAUCGCAACUUGCUUAACGAAAAGGAUAUUUUGUUCACAGGACAGAAAGCUAUAAUAAAAUAUAUAAGUACAAAACGGUGUCACGAGUUAGUGCAAAAAUAUUUUCUAGAUGGCAACAAUGAAAAUAUCACAUCGUAUCGAUUUUUAGAAAUAUUUUUGAACGUAUUUGCAGAUCAAUUGGUUCGUCUGUCAUCAAGUUCAUUUUUCAACGUAGAUAAUCUUAGACUUAUGGUGAAAGAUUUGGACGUUCGUUCAACAUUAAUGACGACCCUGCUCGAAGUCUCCAAAUAUUUCGCGACACGUUCAGUCGCAACAAAGGCAGCACAACUAGAAUCAACGCAGAAUGUUGAUAAUGAUCAACUGGAAACUAUCGUACAGUGGGAUGCUUCAAAUCAUCUCUUGGUGUUCUUUCUGUCUCAAACACCGAAUUCUAUUUGCGCUCUUUAUCGUGACCGAGAUAGAGUCCCUCCUGAUGUGAAACGCCUGUUAUUGAGUCAAGAAGUUAAUAAUUAUCAGGUUGUUCCUUUUCAACAAGAGGUACAGAGAGUAUGGGAAUUAGACGACUAUCAUACCAUGUCAGCAAAUGCAUUACUGGAGAAAUUAGAGCGUAUAGCGAGAAAGUCGAUGGGAGAGUUAAAAUUACCAAAUUACGCGUUAUCGGCAGAUAAUCUCCUUAAGAUGGCCUUGAUUCUAUUGAGAUCUCGAGCGAAUAUUCCAGUAGUCAUAUGUGGAGAGGCAGGUUGUGGCAAGACGAGUUUGAUUGGUUUUCUAGCGGCAGUUGUAGAAGUCAAAGUUAAGAUACUUUCACUUCAUGCUGGUAUAACCGAAGACCAGAUUCAUGAGUUCAUGAAAACAAGUACUCAACUUGCCAUGAAUGGUCAAACAUGGCUAUUCUUUGAUGAGAUUAAUACUUGCAAUCAUAUCGGGCUUCUUGCUGACCUCAUAGCUCACAGAACACUAUCGGGCAGGCCGAUACAUCAUAACAUUCGCCUUUUUGCUGCAUGCAAUCCUUAUCGAUUCCGUAAGAAAAGUGUAACUAAUGUGGGUUUGGAAAAAAAUUACCAAGAACAGAGCAAGUUGGUCUAUCAAGUACAUCCGUUACCUGACCAAAUUUUGGAUUAUGUUUGGGAUUAUGGCGUUCUUAAGCCCGAAGAAGAGAAGGCAUACAUUAAAAUUAUGGUGGAAAGUCGGUUAGGAAUGUAUCCAGUAUUUGUGGAUCUUCUUUGUGAAUCACAGAAAUUUAUUCGCAUGGUUGAAGAACCAUACACUGUUAGCUUGCGCGAUGUAAAACGAGCGAUCAAGUUAGUUGAAUGGUUUCAAAAAAGCCUGAAAGAACGACCACCAGCUACACGAGCUAGUGGUAUCUUUAUCAUGAAAUAUUGGAAUUAUCCACCGAAAGAUGGAAAAAAAUUGAAACUUUAUAGUUUUGUUCUGUCACUCGGACUUUGCUAUCAAUCCCGUUUAUAUGAUCAAGAUUUACGAAAAAGAUAUCGAGAAUGUAUGGCUCGGGUUUUCAAGGUUCACAAAGAGGAUAUUUCUGCCUCAACAUUUCAAACGAUAAUUCGCAAGGAACAAGAGGAUUUCAAGCAGAGAAUGGUGUGUCCUCCAUCGACAGCGGAUAAUGAUGCACUUUUGGAGAAUGUUUUUGUGAUGAUUGUUUGUAUAUUGAAUCGGAUUCCUGUUUUUAUCAUCGGAGCUCCUGGAAGUUCAUCUAUUGACAAUGUUAUUUUUGACAGCUCUAAGUCUCUAGCAGUACGACUUAUAAGUUCAAAUCUUCGAGGGGCAGAGUCGGAAGAUGAAUAUUUUAAGACACUACCACAGGUUUAUUUUAUAUCACAUCAAGGUUCCGCAUCAUCGACUUCGGACGGUAUCCUAAAGGUUUUCGAUAAAGCAGAAGGUUAUCAAAAAACAAGUUCAGAGUCGUUCCCUGUACAAGCUGUUGUCCUUCUUGACGAGGUUGGUCUAGCGGAAACUAGUCGAUUCAACCCAUUGAAAGUUCUCCAUGCUCUUUUAGAACCAGGUUACUCUGGUGAAGAUCCUUCAGCGUCGAUUGCUAACAAAAGAGAUCCCGAAGAUGGACCAACCGUGUCAGUUGUUGGUAUUAGCAAUUGGCGUCUGGACAACAGCAAAUCAAGCAGAGCUUUGCUUGUACAAAGACCAAAAUUUGGCAUUAACGACCUUACAUUAACAGCUUCCAUGCUUUUAGAUGACAAAACUAAUGGAAUCACCGAUUCCAAACUUAGACAACUUGCUGAAGCUUACCUCGAUUAUGAGAAAAAUCAAAAGUUUAAAAACUUUCAUGGACUCCGUGAUUACUAUGCGUUGGUGAAAAGCCUGAGUGGCACGGAAUUGACAACGAGAUCAUUGGAACUGGGACUGAUAAGGAACUUUGGAGGAACCGAUCAGACUAAAUUAAUAUGCGAGAACUAUUUUAGUAAAGUUUUGAAAAGUUUUGGCAACAAGAAUAGUUACACAUAUACACUAAUUCCCGUCGAACGACUCAUAAACGAGAACCUGAAUCGGAAAGAUACGCGUCAUUUAAUGGUUAUUGGGAAAAGUGAUUCGCUGGUCAACAUCCUAACAUAUCACAUGCGAGCUCAGCACAUGGACCCUGUCAUACUGUGUGGAUCACAAUUUCCUAAUGAUGGUGAUGGUGAUUAUUUGUAUGCCGUUUUGAGUAAAAUCAUGAUGUGUGUAGAAGCAGGAAGACCGUUAAUUCUCACAAAUUUGGACAUUAUUUACGGGAGUCUCUAUGAUUUGUGGAAUCAGAAUUACAUUACCCUUGGCAGUCGUGGGGACACUAAAUAUUUCGCACGCGUUGCACUCGGCGCAUAUUCAAACCCAAUGUUAUAUGUGCAUCCAGACUUCAAAUGUAUUCUAGCGAUGGAUGAAAACAAACUCGAACAUAUAGAUCCACCUUUGCUCAAUAGAUUUGAGAAACAACGAUUGACAAUAAACGAUAUACUCUCAGAACAUCAUAAGGAACUCUGUGAGAUCUUGGAUGAAUGGGUUCGUCGAAUAUCAACACUGCAAGGGGCUACAGUCCAAAGAGCAUCAAAGGAAUUUACCGAAAAAGACAUUUUUAUAGGAUUCGAUAAGGAAGAAACUAUUCAGAGUCUUGUGUUCGAUCAGUGCAAGAAGGAGGAAAAAGAUGGUGAUGAUGAUUUGAUUUUGAAGAGAUGCAAGGAAAGGCUGAUAGCCAUUGCAUCAUCAGAUGGUAUUGUGCGUGCAAGGCAAUCUAUUUUAUCCAUGCAAAAACCCAAAGAAGUCACCGAGUUGAGUAAUUCCUACUUUAAUAAUGGGUUACAUGAUGAUAUCGAGUCAUGUUUAAGAUUAUUGCUUGGUGAUAAAAAUGAUCGAGCGAGUAGAGAGGGGCAAUUAGUCAUUAUCAAUACAUUUUCAAAUAUUAACACUGAUAUUAAGGCUUGCUUAAACACAUUGGUGACUUGCCAAGUGGAUAAGCUUUCAACAUUCAAAACAGAGUCUCAGCUCCAGGAUCGGAUAAAACAUUUUUGGUUGGACAGCGAUGAUGAACUUCUGGUUAUACAAUGUGAUCUAUCAACAGUAAAUUCUGGUUGCAUCAAACUUUCAAAAUUUAUUAUUGAACAAAUCCGAACAAAAUACUUGGAAAAAAAACGAAAGAUGAACAUUAACAUACCAACCAAACACGCUUGCAUCAUUCUUCAUAUUCAUCGCGAACAAAGUGUAGCUUCUGCUAUGUUUGAUUUCAUGUGUGGAUGGAAUCAAAUUACUGUUGGUACACUGACCUCACAAGAAAAGGACCUGCCAGUCCUUCUGGGAGGAACCAUCAGAGAUAUCAUGGAUUCGGCUUUACCAUUCGAAGAGAUCCUUCGGCAAGAAUUGCUGUGGUGUCUUCUCUGUAUCAAGUAUCCAUCAUCAGUGGAAUCCGUAGAUCAUAUCAAAUAUCUUGUCACUGAAAUUCCACAACAUUCACGGUUUAUAAAAACUUUGAAACAAAAAACAUUGAAAUGGUUGGACGAGAAUACUUCAGCAAAUUGGCAACUACGGGUUGCCUCUGACAAAAGAGUACUUUAUCUACAUUCAUCAUUCUCCGCAGCUCUUCGAACAUAUAUCCGAAUUCUGGUGAGGAAGCAUAUUGCUAAGCUAUUGUGCAUGCUCGAACGUUUAUCAGCUCUCAAAACUUUACUAGUUCUCGAAUGCAAAAAUGAUGAUCGUUAUAACUACCUUAUUGAAUUUUGGUAUCAAAUGUUCGCAGAUAACAACAUCAUCAAUACUGAAAUCUUGAUGGACCCGAAACCUGAUAAUUAUCGCAUGGAAAGCGGUCCAUACACCUUGGAAUUUCCCUUCUCCCAUUAUCUUAUCAAGCAGAUUAAUCAUUACGAGAAGCUCUGUUUGGAGGACAUUAAAAUACUUGAAGAUGAUGAAAACAAUAUUGAUAAGGUCACGGGAAAGCUAUUGAGCAAUAUACUUGCUAACUGCUUUGAAAGGUUCCAGAACAUUAUAUCAAAAACGCCUGCUCUUGUUAAUGCGCCUCUUCAAAAAGCAGCUAAUUUGUACCUUAAAGAUUUUCUUACCGUCAUCUCUUCCGGUCUUGGAGGUAUUGAGAACUUUGACCUUCUAAGUCUCCUACUGCAUCGGCGUUUGGGUGAAAAGAUGAUACUGAAUCCUAUUAGACUUCACACAUAUUGGUGGGCAAAAUCAGACAUUGUAAUCGCUGAAUUGCAGUUAUCUAAAUUUUGCCCUUCAAUUAAACAUGAAAUAGCUGAAGACGUAGGUGACAAUUUUGAGAAUUUUAAAAAGGAUCUCCCGAGUAUCGCCGCCAAUUUAACACUGGAUCUUAUUCGGGUGUUGGAUGGCAAAAAACAAUUACAAAAAUGGCAGCUAGAAGUAUCCCAAGUACUAUCUCUUUGUUACGAACUCUCGACAGGUCUCCCAGAUUCUUCCAUUCAACUUCUCAAUAUAUGUAAUAAUCUUGUCUCGAAACAAGUAAUUCCUCAUAACAGCCUUUCAACUAUCAUCGAUCUUGGACGUAAUUAUGACAUUUCAAACAGAAACUUUACGGAUUAUAUCUUUAAAAUUUUGGACAAAAAAGAUGGAAACAAGAAUAUCGCUGCAAAACAAGCCUUCGUCUUACAAAUCUUGGAUAUUAUUCCAAUUGAAUCCCCUGCUCGUCUACACCUCUACGAAAAGUUGUUUGCACAAGCUCAGCCACCGCCUUUCACAGCUUUUAUAAUACUUUGUAUCUUCCGUUCAGAAGAAAGAGAUAUGUUCACAGAUAUAAUCAGAAAUGUGGAUAACAUAUUGUUUUUCUCACCAAGGCUCAAUAGAAUAAACAAACAGUUAGGAAUGAAUCAGCAUGACUCGGGUCUAGCAGCAUUGUGCUGUGAUGUUAUCCAAGGGGAAUUCUACGCCAAAAUGGGAUUAUAUAAACUUAUAGAAUUAUUUCAAGAUGCUAUCCAAGUUUUGUGUGCUAAUAACGUUAAACCUUUACAGCUAGUUUGUGCUAUAGCUCUAUUAAAACAGUUUGUUCAAGACUUGUGGUCCUCCUCCACCCUAAACAGGGCUUUGAAUGUGCCGAUUAAAUUUAAUUUCUCUAACUCAGAAAGAUUCAUGGUCGGCCUAAACAAUUUGAUGCAAUCAGAGCACCCACAGAUCCAAUCGUUCAAAUUCUAUUUUCUCAAGAACUUGCGAGCACGUGGUCUCUCAAUGAAUGACCUUAAGCAAUUCUACAUUAUUCAACAAAAGACUUUGCCAUGGCUUUCUGAUUUACCAUGGAAUAUAGACAUUGACUCUCGCUUACCCUUCAAUCCCUACUAUUUGCUCAAGGAAUAUGAAGAAGCAGAAAAUGCCAUGAGCGGAGCUCGGUUCGAUGACUUUUUAAAUAAACUUUCGUUGAGUAGCCAGAGCAACUUGCGCAUUGCUUUCGUUGGGGUUAUUGUAGCCAGCCUAUAUGCAAUUCAGGCAACACGAAAUUUGAAUGAAAAGGAAAAUAAAAUGACAACUCAUUUGCGAGUUUAUUUGGAUAAUAUCAAUAUAUCACCAGUUUAUAAACGAUUUGUGGAAGGACUUUUAGCAAAUAACUAUCCUUUACUUCAGAUUAAUCAGAGAAUAGAUAAUACAAAUUUGAUAAUUCGCUUGGUCAUUGUUCACAUAAUUGCAGUUCAUGCGUCACUUCCGGCCAAUCAUUCACCAUUGACAUUAUACCUUCACAAACUGCAAGAAAUGCAGCACGCAUAUAUAUUAACCUGCCCAUCUGAUGAAGAUGCAAUAUUAAUGAACGCUCUUACUGGAUUCACGUGGUACCAGUGUAAUUGUGGUUAUAAAUAUGUCGUAGGUGAAUGUGGUGGUACUAUGGAGGCUCGACCAUGCCCAGGAAGAUGCCGUAGGACGAUUGGUGGACAAGACCACAGAUCGGCAGAAGGUCAAACAAGAUUGAAUGGUGCCCAAGUUCAAAAUAUCAUCGCUAACAGAGAAAAGACUGGUUAUAUAAUGGAGGCUGGAACAUUAGAACAAGGCAAAAAAGUUCGCGAAAUGACUGCAUCUUCAUAUCGUAUCUUACAUCUUUUUGUUCACGUUCUCAUUGCUGCUUCUUCACAUUCGCAAAUAUUCUUUAAUAAUAUUACUAAUCCUAUUGGGCAUUGCCUGGAUCACAUCACAAAAGAUUGGGAAGUAUUAAAAACUCUCUUAAAUUGUGACGAUGAAAAUUUAGCUUUAAUAUUCCAUAGCAUACUUCAUUCGAUCGCCCAAGAUGGACCGACACAUAAUCCUGAAUUAAAAACAUCAGAAGCACGAACAAAUUGGGAACGCCAAUUCACCACGCGUCAUGCUACUAAUCGAGCCAGAAAUGCUGCAACGAAUUUCCGCAACCAACUUCAGAGGGCUAACGAUGAUAGAAAGAAAAAAACCACCGAACUUGAAGGAGAGAUAAACGAGACUUUGACUUUUGAUAAUGCUUAUAAUGCAAGGCGAUUACCUCGAUUAUGGAGACGUAUUGGAGAUAUAAGUCUUGCUGACUUCCGUGCAUAUUACAUAAACAAUGAAAGUUAUCGCAAGAAUUUCCCAUUUAUUUCAAUCUAUUUCAAAUAUGAGAAACUUCUUCCACAUCUGAAGCAUAUACAUCACCUAGUGAAAUUUGUGCGCAUACUUUCCACACGCCUUAGCUAUCGCAUCAAACGAGAUGAAGCAUUACAUAUGACAUUCCAAGAGUUUAUUGACAAAGAUGCCAAAGCAGAUGGAUACAAAGAACUUCAGCAUUCUCUUAAAACAGCAUUCGAUAACUUUGCAAAAUCUUGGAAUGCUGUGAUGCCACUUAUUGAAAGAUAUCAAUGUCACGAUUUACCUGCCAAAAAACCUAAGAUGAAUUUGAAUUGCCAGAUUGUAUUUGGUCUUGUAGAAGGCAAGGAUGCAGGUCUAUUUUUAUGCGCAGCAUUAGAAUAUUUAGUUGAUCUUCAAAAUAGAUUCCUACGUGAUGUUAUGAAUAUCCCACCUGGAACAUGCCAUUCAUUGAAAUUCAUCGAACAGCAAACAGGACUUGAGCCAGGUGCAAAUAGCCCAUAUCAAAUUAAAUCUGCACGACUUGAAGAUGCUCAACAAGUUAAUUUCAUAGAUUAUGAAUGGAACCCCAAAAUUCUGGAAUACAGCCAACGCAAUCUUGAGAUUGGUAGAGGACAAGAAAUUGAAUAUGAUCUCCAUAAAAUCGAAGCAGAACUUGCGCGGGAUUUAAUUUUGAACAAAACCUACUUAGAACAUACUGAGCAAGACGGACUCAUAUUAGAACCGUUCCCCUAUUGCAUGGAAAUAUUCCGGGAAUCCACAACUAUAUUCUUUGAAAUUAAACAAAUGAUUAAACAGGAAUCAAUACCGCAAGAUUUGUUUGCAUUACUCACCGGCGGAGUCUCUUCAAACUAUUCAUCCAAAUUUAGCAGCGGCACCAGAAGUACAGAGAUAAUAUUAUCUAAUAAUGAAUCAGAACUUUUAAACGCCCUAGAAUUGCUUUUAUGUUUCGUUAAGAGGACUGCAGGAAGUGAUGGCAAUAUAACCAUCAAAGAAUACAUCUCGCAAUGGAUGAAGCUUUCCGUUCUUUCAGAAAAUAAAGAAUUAGAACAUGUGCUGAACGUUGGUCUACAACUCAAACAUGUUAUCGCACUUUAUGAACUUGUUGAAAGCAAGGUUGCAGAUAUUGUGAUAGAAAGCAUCGCCACCAAAUACAAGGUCAAACUUACAGAAGAUAUAGAAAAUGAGAUAUUGGCAGCUUGCUCUUUUGAAGAAAAGUGCGCUAAACGUAAUGCGAAUCUUAUUCCAGCUGAGGAAUUUAUGCUAGCAUUAAAACGAUUUACGCAACGUAAAUUAUCAGUAGAAUCUAUACGUGAAGAUCAUCCACUAUCAGCUUAUUUGACGGAAGCAACUAUUGGGUGUUGGUCAGAUGAAAUAGAUGAGGAUUUAAUUUCAGACAUGUUUCCUCCGUCACUUUUGGUAAAAAAUACGCAUGCAGCAUAUCAUUUUAUAAAAAGGAAGAUAGAGAUGGUGACUGCAGAAAGGCAGAUUACAGUGAAACAGGCCAAUAUUCACAAAGAAGAACAAAGGAUGUUUAAAAAAUAA